GACAUUUUAAUUGGUAAUGGAACGUUCGAUCUGAAUGCCAGUACUGUGGUUAUGUACCUGGCGUGCCCUAGUGUGUCGACAACCUGGUGUGGUUGCACGAUCACCCAGAUUCGUUUCUUUAAUUUAUUAUAAUUUUUUAAAUAUCAGGUGAAAUUGAUGUAAAAUUACCAUUAACUUUAUUUUCUAUCUCCACUUGAAAACGCUUAUUGGUGCUGUUCUGAGACUUCUUGUUCUUCCUCGGUGAAUCUUUACCCAACAGCCAAGAAAUUACUUAUUUUAUACCUUUAUUAAUUUCUUUUAACCCAAACAAAUUACGUUUAUGCAUGAGUGGUUUCUCUUUUAUUUUGAAGGUGGCCAACGCCGCUCGCGGGCGACAGAUUACCGUAAUGCACAGUAUUGACAAUUGCAGUGGCGGCUCACUUGACUUCGAUUUUGCGAGUGGAGGCUGGCUUGACCGCAGUUGCAGCUGGACCCUUCUCUGCCAUUGACGUCGUGUGUAAUGGUCGAUCGGCUUCAGGGAGUGUUGCAAAUAUUUUCCUUGUAAUUCACACUUAUAGAUGUGCUUUGUGCGUGUGUGCAAAUGAUCAGAUGCAGGGGACAGAACCGGAAACCGGGAGCUCUUACAUGCCCAGAUUACUCCAGAGUUACUCUUCUGUUAACAUUAGGAUCUCCGCCCGACUUUUGCCGAAACAACUCGAGCUCUUUGCCGCGGAACCAGCACAUCGGUGCGCUGACGGAACUGUACCGUAGGAAAACAACAUUUCUACAAGUUCGUACUUAAUCGAAACGCAGCUGCAGGAACUCGAUGCGUGUUGGGAACCGGCCCCUGCGCUCUCAGCUCAAGCUAAUGGAUGCAAGGAGACAAACAAGGAACCAGGAAGAUAGGAGCUUUUACCGUGUAAUGACGUUGUGGUCCUCUCUGCUGACUGCAAAGUCCUCCGAUAGCCUGCUGCAGUAGUCUUCUCAUUGGUGGAAGGCGGCUAUCCACCAACAUGCAGCUGACCUAUCAGAAGCUGCUCGCUCAGGCGAGGCGGCGUUUGCGACCCCGGCACCUGGCAGUGGCUCUGCUAACAGCCUAUGCCAUCAAAAAGCUGUUGCCGUAUGUCCGCAGGCAGAACCAGGGCAGGGCUAAACUUCCUGUGGGCACGGUGAAUGACUCCACCACUGCAAAUGUGGACAAACUGAAGGGGAGCAACAACAGGUCUCCAUCAAUGAACAGGGAGUUCAUUGUUCGACUUGCUCGGCUAUUGAAGUUGUUAUUUCCACGGUUACUUUGUCCUGAGGUGGCUGUGCUCGUCCUGCAUUCGCUCACUCUCAUCUCCAGAACCUUCUUGUCCAUCUAUGUCGCCACUCUGGAUGGCAUAAUCGUCAAGAGCAUCGUGAAGAAGGACUCGCGUGCCUUCUUAUUGCAGCUCCUCAAGUGGCUCCUUGUUGCCGUUCCCGCAACUUUCAUCAACAGUGCCAUCAGGUUCCUGGAAGGUCAACUGACCCUUCGUUUCCGGAGUCGGCUGGUCAACCACGCAUACCAACUUUACUUCAGCAACCAGACGUACUACCGAGUCAGCAACAUGGACGCCCGACUGUCGAAUCCGGACCAGUCUCUGACAGAAGACAUUGUGAUGUUCUGCGCCUCAGUGGCCCACCUCUACUCCAACUUGACCAAGCCCAUUCUGGACGUGGCCGUCACUGGCUACACACUUCUGCGCACUGCUCACUCCAAAGGAGCCAAUACUACCUGGCCCUCAGUUAUUGCUGGCCUUGUAGUGGUACUCACAGCCAAAGUGCUCCGCUCGUGUUCACCUCACUUUGGUAAGCUGGUCGCUGAGGAAGCGCGGCGUAAGGGUGACCUGAGGCACAUGCACUCACGCAUCAUUGCCAACGCUGAAGAGAUUGCCUUCUACGGAGGACACCAGGUAGAGAUGGCCCAGCUGCAGAAGAGCUACAAGGCAUUGUCCCAUCAGAUCCACCACAUCCUGGUCAAGCGUCUGUGGUAUGUCAUGCUGGAACAAUUCCUAAUGAAGUACAUGUGGAGCGCCUCAGGCCUACUCAUGGUCGCCGUACCCAUCGUCACUGCCACUGGAUACGCCGAACAUGACUCUGAUGAGGUGAAGCAAGCAGCCAUGGUGAUGAAGGAGGAGGAGCUUGUGAGUGAAAGGACACAAGCCUUCACCACUGCCAGAAACUUGCUCAAUGCUGGGGCUGAUGCCGUGGAAAGGAUUAUGAGCUCCUACAAGGAGGUCACAGAGCUAGCUGGCUACACUGCUCGUGUCUCAGAGAUGUUGGAUGUCUUUGAGGAUGUCACAGAAGGAAUCUACCAACGCUCCUCAGAGAGAGACCAAGCAGGCCACAGAGUCUGUAGCCAUCUGGAGACGCGAGGUCAGGUGGUCAGUGUGGAUAAGGGUAUUCGAUGCGAAAACCUGCCCAUCAUCACACCGACAGGAGAUGUGGUUGUGUCCAGCCUCAACAUUCAGGUGGACGAGGGCAUGGAUGUGUUGAUCACGGGACCUAACGGAUGCGGCAAAAGUUCUUUGUUCAGGAUUCUCAGCGGACUGUGGCCAGUUUAUGGAGGUGUUCUUUCACGACCAGAACCAGAACAGAUGUUCUACAUACCGCAGAGGCCCUACAUGUCCGAGGGAACGCUGAGGGAUCAGUUGAUCUAUCCAGACUCUGUGGAGCAAAUGGCCAACAAAGGAAUGACAGACUCGUGUCUGAAGGAGAUCCUUUGCACCGUGCACCUUCUCUACAUCUUGGAGAGGGAGGAAGGUUGGGAGUCAGUCAACGACUGGAAGGACGUCCUGUCAGGAGGAGAGAAGCAGCGUAUGGGAAUGGCUCGCAUGUUCUACCACAAGCCCAGCUACGCUCUGCUGGAUGAGUGCACCAGCGCCGUGAGUAUCGACGUGGAAGGCAGCAUCUUCCAGGCUGCAAAGGAGGCUGGGAUAUCCCUGCUCUCAAUCACCCAUAGACCCUCCCUCUGGAAGUACCACUCUCACAUUCUGCAGUUUGAUGGCGAAGGCGGCUGGCGCUUUGAGCGUCUGGACGCAACCACUCGUUUGUCUCUGCAGGAAGAGAAGCGGCGUCUGGAAAGCCAACUGUCAGGAAUCCCCAAGAUGCAGCAGCGUCUGUCUGAGCUCUAUGUCCUGCUGGGGGAGGGGCAUUGUGAGGCUCCACCCAACCAGCACGCUGCUCUCUCCUGAGAUAUGGGUAGAUAGAUAGGAUGAUGGGGCCUUCACGAGACUACCGUACACGAAGGAUUGUUUUUCAACAAGACAACUUGAGUAUUUGUGUUUCAAAAUGUUUUAAAAAAUCCAAUCAGCUUCCUGGUGACUACCUUUGUUUUAAGAAGCUUUUCAAAAUAAAAGUUUGCGAAGGGA
Messenger RNA from Hippocampus zosterae (dwarf seahorse), 3371 nucleotides. RefSeq names its product ATP-binding cassette, sub-family D (ALD), member 1 (gene abcd1). Gene Ontology annotation, molecular function: long-chain fatty acid transmembrane transporter activity; ABC-type transporter activity; ATP binding. Lineage: Eukaryota; Metazoa; Chordata; Actinopteri; Syngnathiformes; Syngnathidae. Gene Ontology annotation, biological process: fatty acid beta-oxidation; long-chain fatty acid import into peroxisome; peroxisome organization. The record is from RefSeq and is a predicted model, not a curated record. The transcript has 19 exons. Gene Ontology annotation, cellular component: peroxisomal membrane. Bases 993 to 3194 code for a protein of 733 amino acids.